Daldinia loculata is the source of this 707-nucleotide messenger RNA. RefSeq lists its product as uncharacterized. The transcript has a single exon. Lineage: Eukaryota; Fungi; Ascomycota; Sordariomycetes; Xylariales; Hypoxylaceae. The record is from RefSeq and is a predicted model, not a curated record. The coding region runs from base 145 to 537 and encodes 130 amino acids.
ACUUUUUACGACUUCUUAAUACGAAACACUCCCAUUAGAGGUUCGAUACGCGCAUGAAAUGGAGAACUGGAAUUCUCAAGGCGAAAGUGCCGUUGCGCCAUCGCUAGGAUUGGCGGAUCUGGAUGAAAGACGGGAAAGGCGACAAUGCUGGAACGCUAUCGCUUUUUACCCGUCUUGUGGGAAGUGGCGCAUACAGAGGUUUGUUUUUGGUGCUUUUCUGGUAAUUUCUUUGCUCUUUUUUGGGUUUGGCGCAUUCAUAUGAUACCCCAUCUGUGUUUUGGAUACGCUGUCAUUCGAGAGCCUCAACCAAAGACUCGCCAGCGACAGUGCUUCUACGCCAUCGCUUGGGACGGCGUGUUGCAGCCGAGGCGGGACCGACGACAAUGCUUCUGCGCUAUCGUUUGGGAACUCGUCUCGUGGGCAUUGCUUACACACGUUUCUUCGAGUAUUUGGAAUCUUCAUCGUAGGAUAAGAGGAAUAAGUAGCUUGGUUCUUCGCUCGCUACCUCACUAUACAUUACUAGGCAAACACUUUUAGCCUCGCACAUAUUAUCAUAACCCCUUCGUGCCCCUCCGACCCAGAGUGAUUAAAAAUUUCUAUCUUCAGACGCGAGUAUUAAAUAUGGUAUGGCAUCAUCAGCAUGGAAUACCGUCGUGGUCAAACGUCAAUUGCAAACUAAUGUCAAUGCCCCAGUCGGCCCCCCUUAA